AGCCGAGCUCCGGACACGCCCACCUGCCGGAAGCGCCGGAGCUGUAUCUCAAACAGGGUUGCUGUUUGACAGGAUCGCUGCGAAGGCGGACGGAGGGACGGACAGGCGGUGUGGUCAGCGCGGCGGCUGAGGGCCGGAGUCGGCAUGGCGGAGGGCGGGAGCCCCGAAGGGAGGGCUGGCCCAGGGCCCGCAGGUCCUAAUCUGAAGGAGUGGCUGAGGGAGCAGUUCUGUGACCACCCACUAGAGCACUGUGAAGAUACGAGGCUCCAUGAUGCAGCCUAUGUGGGGGACCUCCAGACCCUCAGGAACCUGUUGCAAGAAGAGAGCUACCGGAGCCGCAUUAAUGAGAAGUCUGUCUGGUGCUGCGGCUGGCUCCCCUGCACCCCACUGAGGAUUGCAGCCACUGCAGGCCAUGGCAACUGUGUGGACUUCCUCAUACGCAAAGGGGCCGAGGUGGACCUGGUGGACGUCAAGGGGCAGACUGCCCUGUAUGUGGCUGUAGUGAACGGGCACCUGGAGAGCACCGAGAUCCUCUUGGAAGCUGGCGCUGACCCCAACGGCAGCCGGCACCACCGCAGCACUCCUGUUUACCAUGCCUCUCGAGUGGGUAGGGAUGACAUCCUGAAGGCUCUCAUCAGGUAUGGGGCGGAUGUUGAUGUCAACCAUCACCUGACUCCUGACACCCGGCCCCCUUUCUCAAGGCGGCUUACCUCCCUGGUGGUCUGCCCUCUGUACAUCAGUGCUGCCUACCAUAACCUUCAGUGCUUCCGGCUCCUCCUGCAGGCUGGGGCAAAUCCUGACUUCAAUUGCAAUGGCCCUGUCAACACACAGGAAUUCUACAGGGGCUCCCCCGGGUGUGUCAUGGAUGCUGUCCUGCGCCAUGGUUGUGAGGCGGCCUUCGUGAGCCUGCUGGUAGAGUUUGGAGCCAACCUGAACCUGGUGAAGUGGGAAUCUCUGGGCCCAGAGGCAAGAGGCAGGAGGAAGAUGGACCCUGAGGCUCUGCAAGUCUUUAAAGAGGCCAGAAGUGUUCCCAGGACCUUGCUGAGUUUGUGCCGUGUGGCCGUGCGAAGAGCUCUUGGCAAAUACCGACUGCAUCUGGUUCCCUCGCUGCCGCUGCCGGACCCUAUAAAGAAGUUUCUGCUUUAUGAGUAGGAUUCAGAUGCAGUGUCGGCUGCAGUGAGGACGCCCAUCAUUGCGGUGAAGUUGACACAGACUCCCGCGUCCUGUGAACUGGGUCCUGCGCUGCCGGCUUCUUCCCUGGCUGUCCGUGAAGAUGAAACGUUGGAUUGUGGUUCCGUCUCAGGUGCUUGGGCCACCGAACACUCCUUGAGUCAUCGUCAACGGAGAGGCGCAUACACACUUAAUUUUGUUCUUCAGUAUCUCUGUUUUGGAUUUGUACUGUUAUAUGUUAAUGAAAUGGGCUGUGCAAUGUGUGCAGUAUGGGGUGAGCUUGCAAGCCUCGUGGUAGCCCUAGUGGGGAAAGGUUGUCUUUUCCAGAGUUAUGCUUCUAUUUAUGUUCCUACUUUGCAGUUUGAUUGUUCUCUUAAGGUCUGAUAUCCAAACAAGAAGAGUUGUGGUAAGAAAACAUGUAGGGAGCAGAGAUGCAGUUCCUGCACUUGCUAGUCUGUUUUCCUGCCGCGUUUGUCUGUCUGUGCUGUCAGAUGCAUAGCCCUUCUUGCCGCUGCCACACCCUCUCAGGAGUGUCUUCACUCCAAGAUGGUUUCUUGGCUGCAGACACUGCCUCCAGGGAGGUCCCAGCACAGCCUCUGCAGUGUAGCACCUGUCCUGGAAGGGUUUUCUGAUGGAUGUCACCCUGGGGAUCUUCAGACUGGGAUUCCCUUUAGGAGGCCCACCUGGGACUAGCUGGGAAGUGACUGCCCACAUUCAGACCAGGGAUCAUCCCAAUAGCACUCACUGCCAGUCCUCACAGGAUGACAUGACACUGGGGUGCUCCAUGCAGACCCUCCCAUACAGAAAGUGGGAACUGUAUCGGCCACCUGGGUGGCUCCAGGCUCCAGCUGUUUGGCCCCCCAGGCUGUUCCUCCCUCUUUCUGGUCCAGUGCCUUGUGGGCACUCCUAGAGAUCUUUCCUCGUCUUGCCCAGAGUUGUUGGUGAGUGAGAGAGAUGAGCUUGUUGCAGGUGUGAGGGUCAUGUGCAGGUGGGUCAGGAACUAUGCAUUACUUUAAGCAUCCUCAGGUUGCUCCUGUUUUGGUAAAGUUGUAUUUUGUCAUUUUGAGCCUCUUAGGACUGUUGUAUGGAUCUGUGCUGAUUGUAGACUUAAGAAUAUUUAGGUACAAGCAGAUGUUAAAUCUGUUUAGAUUUUGGCCAUAAAAGAAAUCUAACUUGUAAUGAUACUACUUUACUGUUGUACCAUCAUGUGGUUUAGCUGACCAGAUGGGCAGUGAUGGUCAUCGUAUUUUGUGGAUGGAUUUCCAAACCCUGUCCUAGUGUCUCAGAAUGGCCCUGUGCAGCAGCAGCAGCAGCAGCAGCAGCAGCAGCAGCAGCAGCAGCAGCAGCAGCAGCAGCAGCACCAAGCUGAUCCAAAUGCACUACAUGGAGUUCUAGUGGGCCUUGCCCAGCCCUGGCCAGUGAGUACUGUCUCUGGGGAGAAUGAGCUAGGCCAGAGCCUGCGUCUCCCCAGCCUUCCCCUAGCUGUUCUGUAGGUGGCCCAGGCCUCAGCUCUUCACUGGGCUUUGAGUCGCUUCCCCUGUGCUAGGUUUUUUAGAAUCUCAGCACUGUGAGGUUCUGCUGCUUGUUCAAAACUUCCAGUUGGUGAACCUGAAUGUGAAACGGCAUUGGUGCUGACUGAGGACGUUCUUCCUUGUUUCCAGUAUCUCUGUGAAAGCACCACGUUUGGUGGUUAUCAAGGAUGAGGGACGGUGGGAAAGAGCAGCACCAUUGCCGUGAGCAGCUCCGGUUCAUGAGAGGCAGGCACCAUGGGAAGUUGAUGUGGCCUUGGAGAGGACUGCAGCUUUACUCGGCAGGCUUGAGCGCUGGGUACCUGUGUCCUCCCAGCAUGCAAAUGUGGCAGACCUGAUGAAACUGCUGCCUUCUGGUUGAGCCAGCCCUGGCAGAGGAGCUCAGUGGCCCAGAGGGAAGGAGCCUGACGGCUGUCCCUGCUCAUCUGAGGGGCGUCUGUGUGAUGGUUGCUGUUCCUGGGGCAGCCUCUUGAUUUAAACAGAGGCUUGUGCCUUGAGUUGGCCAGGCAGGCUGGAGUUUAGCUAGUACUGAUGCCUCAGAAUUUGGUGUGCUUUUAGACAUUUUUCCAGAAAUCUACCAUUGUCAUACAUUUUGUAGCUAUUUUACUUGUGAUAUUUGCUUGCUUGCUCAAUUUAUUUAUUUAUUUAUUUACUUAUUUAUUUACUUAUUUAUUUAUUCAUAUUCUUCCAUAAAAGGGCUUAAGGUGGAGAUUCUUUUUUUUUAUAUUUAUUUAUUUAUUAUGUAUACAGUGUUUUGUCUGCACACCAGAAGAGGGCACCAGAUCUCAUUAUAGAUAGUUGUGAGCCACCAUGUGGUUGCUGGGGAUUGAACUCAGGACCUCUGGAAGAGCAGCCAGUGCUCUUAACCUUUGAUUCAUCUCUCCAGCCUCCUCUUGUUUUGUUUUGAUAUUAGGUAAAUUUAGGCGAAAAUACUUGUUAGGUAAGUAAUUAGCAAUUUUCAAAUGUUGACCAUUUCUGUUAUUGGGCUUAAGGACCAUCAGUUUCAGAGUUUUCCCUCUGCUCUUUUGUGCAUGAUUUUUCAAUGUAAAAUUUUUUCUGAAAGAAAAAGUAAUGAGUAUGGUUCUGAGCAGAGAAAAACAUGCCUGAGAGCUGCCCCGCCCCGCCCCGCCCCGCCCCACCCCAGCCAGUUCUUGGGGCUGUGCAGGCCCCACUGCAGACAGGAGGACCUUCCCGCUGUGCCAUUCAGUGGACUCUGGUGAGGUCCUGUGAAAGCUGACACAGGCGAGGACUUUGGGAGCGGGCUCUGUCACUCGGGAACGACCUCGUGGAAGUGCACUUACUGUGGGGGCCGGAGGUCUGGAGAUGCAGGGCUGACCUCUGGUGAGGCCCACAGCUCAUCCGAGGAGAGCUGUGCAGGGGGAAGGAUAAGGACAGCAUGUAACACUCGAGGAAAUCACAUUUCCUUAGCUGACUGGACUGUCUUUAGUCUGCCUUCAUGCUCUUCCUGACAAAUAAUGGAAUGUCUGCUUGAAGGUGAUGGUGCAGGCUAGGUCUUUGCAUUUAAAUCACUCUUGAUUGCAAUCCACAGAAGGUUUUUGUCUUUGUUUUUGUUUUUUCCAAGUUUGCUUGUUGCUGAAAUCCUGGCAUAAUCGGGCGGUAGUGGAUGUUACAAACUAAUGAGAAAUUUGGGAUCUUAAAUAGCCUGCCUCAUGGAGGUGAAAGGCAUUACAGCUUUCCCACUGCCUGGGGUCCAAGUGAUCUCGAGGAUCACUGCGAAUGGCCUGAGAAGUCUGGACAUGCUUUUGAUGGACCUCUACCACCCCAAAUUCACGAGGCCACCCAUAGGAAGUCAGUGUGACCUUUUUGGUGAGGAGUGCUUGUCCCCUACUCAGGCCUUGGGAACCAGUGGCACCAAGGAUGCUAGAAGAGCCAUUACUGCCUGCCCACUGGGCACUUGGUGGCUAAUCCCGGCCUGAGGGGUCUAACGACUUUCCUUCAUCACAGUGAUUCCUGGAAGUGCCUCUUGGUGUGGGAGCUCCUUUCUUGCCCUUGCUCAUUUCCACCUCACUGCUCUCCUUCCCACACCCCUUGUGUGCAGUAAAGUAGUGGGUGAUUUGUGGAGCAUUUGGUAUAUGCUCUACCCUGACAGAGGAUGAUGAAGUGAGGAGGGUCCAGGGGAAUUUCUGUGCCUGACACUCAGUGUCAGGAAUGCACCCGGAUCCUGUGCAUGUGAGGCGAGCACUCUACCACUGAGCGGCGUCUUCAGCCUCUUGGUUUCUUAGAUAAACCGAGUAAUGGGAGGAUGCUUGCAAAUCUGACUUGAGCUGGGCCUGUGAGAACAGAGCUUUCUUGUCCGUGCAGCCAGCCCUGCUCCCCCUGCAGUGUCUGCCCGGCUUCCGCUGCUGCUGCUGGUGUUGGCGUGUGCAGCGUCUGCGCUGGGCUCUGUGUGCUUGUGCUGCAGACAUACUUUCACCCUCCCUUCCCUAGUGGGGGUGAGUGUGAGCUUGUUUGCAGUGGCCAGGACAGAUUGUUUUUGCCCUUGUGCCUAGUUAAGAGCUUUCCAAAGUACAAUGACAUUUUUGAUACAUUGUUAUAAUAAAUGCUUUAUUGCUCUCUGAUUUCCUUCCAAAAUGCCUUAAUUUUGUGGCCUGUGUCUCAUUGGGUAGAAGCUUCUUCCACGUGCAGUCUUUUAUUUACAUUCAUUCAUUCAUUCAUUCAGUCAUUCAGUCAUUCAAUCAGUCAGUCAGUCAUUGUGUGUGAUGUGUAUGUUUGUGUGUGCACGCACUCCUGUGUAAGCUGUGGUGUGGAUGUGGAGGUCAAAGGACAACUUAGGGAAGUGGUUCUCUCCUUGUACCAUGUGGGUUCCAGGCAUUGAACCCAGAGAGUCACAUGGUGGAAAGUGCCUUUAUCCUGAGUCGUGUUACCGGCCCCCGUGUGCAGUUGUGUGCACAGUUGGAGUAGAAAGGACUGACUCCUGCAGUUUCCUGGGACUGCAGAGGAGGCACUGACGCAGGAGCUUACAGCUGUUCAGGAGAUCUUGGUUGGGGCUGCAGAGGAACCCAUGGUGUUGCCAGGAUUAAACACCUAACACCCUGUUUGACCUGGGGGCCUAGUUCCUGGACGGAAGAGGUUGCAUCUCACAGCUUUCCAGCCAGUAACAUUGUACAGCGUCCUGUGCUGUGGGGGCAUGGUGGACACUGCCAUUUUCUGUCCCAUGUUAUAUAUGACUUAUUUUGCCUGUUUGAUGGUAAAGAUGUGCAAUUUGGGAUAAGCUGGAGAGAAUGAGCUGAAUAAAGGUAUUUCUUCAUCUUGA
Peromyscus maniculatus bairdii (prairie deer mouse) is the source of this 5973-nucleotide messenger RNA. It is a transcript of the gene Asb1, whose product is annotated as ankyrin repeat and SOCS box containing 1. Gene Ontology annotation, molecular function: protein binding. Gene Ontology annotation, cellular component: ubiquitin ligase complex. NCBI's taxonomy places the organism in Eukaryota, Metazoa, Chordata, Mammalia, Rodentia, Cricetidae. The record is from RefSeq and is a predicted model, not a curated record. Gene Ontology annotation, biological process: ubiquitin-dependent protein catabolic process; intracellular signal transduction; protein ubiquitination.